AUGGCGGAUCAAUGCAUUGUCUGUCUAGAAAACCUAGACGUAGCUGUACCGUCCCCACAAUUGCAGUCUGCUACCACCGCCGCUACCACCACAUCCACCACUGCCACUGCGUCAGAUGUUAAGCAGGAGGAGACCACGCCUGAGCCCGCCACGCCCAGCACUGUACCCGUCAAGGAGGAGCACCAACAUCACGACCACGACAACAUUGCUGUCAUACAAGUCUGUGGCCAUGUGCUGCACGACUCUUGCUUGAAGGAAUGGACUGCAAAGGCAAACAGUUGUCCCAUCUGCCGCCAAUCCUUCCAUCUCGUGCAAGUCUAUGACAAGGUUGGAGGAAAACUUCUAUCCACCUACAAAGUCGAGGAGAAGAAACAAGUGGCCGAGUUCGAUCCUCAAGCAUGGCUGGACGAGAAUCCAGAAGAGGAGGAGGAAUCUACACCAUGCCCCGUGUGCAGCUUGGCAGACCACGAGGAUGUCCUGCUGCUCUGCGACGGGUGCGAUACGCCGUACCACACGUAUUGCAUCGGCCUUGACAGCGUCCCCAGAGGCUCCUGGUUCUGCAUGGAAUGCCAAGAUCUGCUUGGGGAGGAGAUUGAGAACUCCCGCCCCUCCUUUCCUAGCACGAAUGGACGCAAUGGCUUCUUCCCGCGCACACAAGCCAGCAUGCGAAGAGCACGCAACAGAGCUCGCUCAGACGAAUGGCAGGGCGCGUGGGGUCAGGUUGCCGGUGCCAUCUGGGACGCCAUAAGUCUCGACCUUGACUCUCACGACGGCGACGAUGCACUAGAGGAGUAUCGACGUUCGCAACAACUAAGAGAGAGGGAGAGACGAGAGUAUCAGCGCUGGCAACAGCGCCUGAAUAUCGCGAGUCGACUGGGUGUUCGCGACGUCUUUGCGAGGAAUAUCCAAGACGUCGUCGGCCAGCAAGUCGAGCCGCAGUCAACACCACAACCAACCCGAGAAAGUCGCGAGGAAAGACUGGCCUGGGGUGCUCUAGAUAGAGCACGGGAGCUGGAUGUUGCUAGCCCCAGCAAUCAAAUGAAGGAGAGCAUCAGCAAUGUAGUGCGAAGCGCACUCAAGCCACACUGGAAAUCCAGCCAGCUCACGGCCGAGCAGUACGCGACCAUCAACCGCGAUGUAUCCCACAAACUUUACGAAGAGGUGACAGACCCGGCCACCGUUGACGACGACGCCAGGCGGACCUGGGAGAAGAUCGCGUCGAAAGAGGUGGCCCGCGCACUGGCCGAACUGAAAGCGUGA
This is a messenger RNA of Phaeoacremonium minimum UCRPA7, 1260 nucleotides long. Its product is annotated as putative phd and ring finger domain protein. NCBI's taxonomy places the organism in Eukaryota, Fungi, Ascomycota, Sordariomycetes, Togniniales, Togniniaceae. The record is from RefSeq and is a predicted model, not a curated record. Bases 1 to 1260 code for a protein of 419 amino acids. The transcript has 3 exons.